Epinephelus moara (kelp grouper) is the source of this 2492-nucleotide messenger RNA. Its product is annotated as BICD family-like cargo adapter 1. Gene Ontology annotation, biological process: Golgi to secretory granule transport; vesicle transport along microtubule. The record is from RefSeq and is a predicted model, not a curated record. Bases 198 to 1832 code for a protein of 544 amino acids. The transcript is spliced from 10 exons. NCBI's taxonomy places the organism in Eukaryota, Metazoa, Chordata, Actinopteri, Perciformes, Serranidae.
UUCACUGUGGAGCUCAAACGUCCAGCUUCACACACACACCAACACACCCACUGAUAGUCAGAGCAACAGCAGCACUCAGGUGACAUGGACGGACAAGUCACUCACACAUGUGCGGCACAACUUCAACUUGUUUCUGUGUCUUUGUGUAUUUAAAAUAAUAUUUAUUCAGGUGGUGCGUUUGAUUAAACUCGGUUAUUAUGGAUCGGCUGGAUGAAUGGAGCUUCAAGCCCAAGAAAAUGGACCUGGAGGAGGAUUUCUACUUCGACUACGGCGCGGAGGAAAUGACUGAUUAUCAAGACCCCAAUGAACUUGUGGCUGCUUUGAAACAAAAGGAGGAAGAGGUUAUUUUGGCAGCCCAGCUGGGAAACGCAUUGCUCCUGGAAAACCGACAGUUGAAAGAGCAGAGCGACAAACUUCAUGAACAAUACGCAGACAAGCUGGAGGAGCUGGAGCAGGGCAGGCAUGAGCUGCGGGUGAAGCUGGAGGGCUGCCAGUCCCAGUGGGAGAGCCAGGUGGGAGACCUGGAGAGGGAUGUGAGGGAGCUGAGCGGCCAGGUGGAGCGGCUCACCCGGGCCCUCAGCGAGGCCGAGAGGGACAAGAGUCGAGCCGAGCUGGAGCACAGCGAGCAGACACAGCGACUCAGGGAGCAGCUCAACACUGCGAUGGAGGUGGAGCGAGCCAUGUCCAGCGAGCUGCAGGCUCUGAAACAGGAGCUCCAACAAAAAGGAAGCCACAACAGGCCCCAGGACGAGGAGCUGAUCAGUGCCAUGAAGGAGCAGGUGCUGCGUCUCACCCAGAAGGAGCAGGCGCUGGAGGAGCGUUUAGAGUGUGUUAGUCAAGAAAACACUGAGCUGAGGGCGACUUUGGCCUCUCUACACUCACGCCUGGCUCUGCACGACCAACUCAGCCAGCAGCACAGCCAGCAGCUAGCCGAGGCGUGGCAGGAGGUGGAGGCGGCGCGGGGUCGCUCACAGCAGCUGCAGGCCCAGGUGGAGGAGCUUCAGGAGGAGGUGUCCCUGCAGGAAGGCAGGAGCCAGGGAGACGCCUCCCUGCUGUCUGAGCUGGAGAGCAGCCUGGAGACAGCAGCGCUGGGAGUCAGCAAAGAAGAGAUAGUGCAAGAAAUGGGCUCCAUCCUUCAGUUGCUGCUCCCGCUGACCCAGGAACUGAGCAGCUCAGGGAGGUCAGAGGUCACGGAUCAACAGGAGGAUCUGCAGUCCAUGCUGCACCAGCUGAAGGGAGUGGCCCAAACCUUGGCGCAGGCAUCCGGCCCUCAGUCGCAGGAGCUGAAUCGGGCUUUUGUUGACCGGACGAGCGAUCAGUGUGGGAAUCCGAGCGCAGCGCAGGAGCUGAGAGAUCAGAACGUCCAGCUGCAGCAGGAAAACGCUGAGCUGAAGCAGAAGCUGCAGAGCAUGCAGGAGCAGGCUGAAGUCGUCCAGCAGGCCAUCAGAGACCGAGAUGAAGCCAUAGCCAAGAAAAACCUGAUGGAGGCCGAGUUGGUGCGAAGUAAAAAUGACAUGAUGUCUCUGAACAACCAGUUAUUAGAAGCCAUCCAACGUAAACUGGAGCUGUCACAGGAACUGGAGGCCUGGCAGGACGACAUCCAGAUCAUCAUCAACCAGCAGCUCAGGACCCAGCAGCAGUCGGAGCAUCCUCAGAAGAAGCCCACCAACAACGGCGUGUCCUUCUUCCGCAGGCCCAGCAGGACGGCCUCCACCUGGACACGCCAGCCCUCCACCUCCUCCACGUGGAGUUCAGACACUAAUCAGAACAAAGCCCAAUCGCCCUGGAGGGACUGGUUAAGAAGAGGGAAAGGGGCGAAUAAUGGACAGUGAGUGCUGUACCUGCUGAGUGCUGAGGAGAGGUCAGAAGUCAUAUGUGCAGCUUCCUGCACGUCACGUAUGGUGAAAAGAAGCCAUAAAGACACUUGUAACUCAGUGAUGAACAACAGAGCCAGUCUGGACAAAGACUUGUUGAACAGGCACUUAAUCGUGCACAUUUCACUGAGAGGCUGAGCCUUCUAAACUGUGACAACCUGGAACACUAAUUUUUUCACAGAUUUACAUUUGAAGGUUUGAGACUGUAAAUAUCGUGCCUUAUUUUGUAACAUUGUGAAUGUCUUUAAGUCUGAGACUUUGUAUGUUAUACAGAGUAGAUGUAGAUCAGUUUUUCAGAUUAUUUAAUGUCACAGAUCAAAGAGAAAGAGGCGGUCAGGAAAUUACGAUCAAUUUGUAAUCGUACUGAACUGUCUUUACGCACCAAGUCUGAUGUGAGGAGUUACAUUUGUUACUGUCAGUUUUGUUUAAAAGCUAAAUGUGUAAAAAUAUUGAUUGUAAAAGAAACACUGAAUGUUUUCACGUAGACUGAAAUAGCUGUUAUGUUUUUAUAAUUUUGUUUUUGUUCUCUGAAUGACGACUUGGUGUGGAAUGAGUUUGUAUCGCAGACACAUGUAUGUGUACGUUCUGUGGCUCAGUGUUCAAUAUUAAAGCUGCUGA